Molecule: messenger RNA, 939 nt
Organism: Actinia tenebrosa (Australian red waratah sea anemone)
Lineage: Eukaryota; Metazoa; Cnidaria; Anthozoa; Actiniaria; Actiniidae
Product: melatonin receptor type 1A-like
Biological process (GO): G protein-coupled receptor signaling pathway
Cellular component (GO): membrane
Molecular function (GO): G protein-coupled receptor activity
Source: RefSeq, a predicted model, not a curated record
AUGAAUGUAAGCAGCAUAAGCAAGAGCAUGAUGGAGUUCCUGAACCGCAGUCCAGCUACCAUCGCUGUAGAGACGAGUAUUUUACUCCUUAUUGGACUGAUUGCCAUUGGAGGAAAUCUUCUGGUAGUACUCUCCAUCUAUCGUAAUACCAGCCUUCGUACCAUCACUAACUACUUUGUACUCUCGCUCGCGAUGACUGACAUUCUUAAUCCGUUACUCUCAUUGCCUUUUACUCUCGCCUGGUCCAUAAGAAGUCGUUUUUUCAUGGGGUAUGAAGUAUGUGAUUUCCAAGUCAUCGUCAGCAUCAGCCUCAUGCAAGCGUCAAUAACAAACAUUGUCCUAAUGGCUGUCAACCGGUUUAUUCGUGUCUGUAAGCCACACAAAUACGCAAAAUAUUUCAACCGAAAGAAUUCUUUAGCCAUGAUCGUCGCUGUUUGGGUGAUCCACGUCAUAAUCGUAGUUUCGGUUAUUACGGAUGGGAAAAUUGUCUUCGCUAAUUUUAAGGCAAAUAAGAUUAUGUGCAAUCUUACUAGAGGGGAAAAAACGUCGCUAUCUAGCAUAUUUUUCAACAUAGCCAUCGUAAUUUUCUUUUUGGUUCCAUUUACGAUUAUUGUCUAUUGCUAUUACAAAGUUUUUAAAAAGAUACGGGAACACAAGAGAAACGUCGCUCCUCCGUCCAACCCAAACAGCCUGGGCACGUGUAGACAAGAAAUCAAGGUCACGUGGACCAUGUUUGCAGUAUUAGUGGGGUAUUGCGCGACAUGGUUUCCGGUUCUCAUUGUGGUGUUAGUGUCUAGCAUGACACGGCUAUCGGGUGCGGUCCAUAUGAUCGUGACAUAUAGCAUGGCCGGCAGCAGUGCUAUCAAUCCUGUUAUAUAUGGAGUGAUGAACCCAGCGUUUAGGCGAGAAUUUAUUAAGAUUCUAAAACUUUGUAAAUAG